CCUCCUCGGUAUCUGCGUGUCUCCUCUCCCUCUCUCCGCUGCCUGGACUCCUUUUUUCCUUUUUUUUUCCGCUCCGGACUCGGACUGAAGGUAGAAAAUAUGAAAUAACAUGAAAAGCAGUUUUGCUGAGAGCAGCUGGACCAUCUGAGCGUCGUUGCGCAGCUUCUGCACAAACUCGCCGGUUUUGGUUCUUUUCUCUGGGAAUAAAAGGCAAACGCGGAGCUUCUGGGAGCCGCUGCGGAGUUCUUCUGUCCGGAGGAUCCGGUUUCUGCUCAAGUCAGGAAGGAGUUUUGAGAAAAAGCUAAAUCCCUUCAACCUGAGAACAAUUACUGAGGCGUCUAUUGGGUCUUUCUGCAGGACCAUGCCCGCCUCCAGCAGCAGAACUCACUCUGCUCCUCCUCAAUGCCACCAAAUGACCGGAGGGACUGAAGUUUGAGGACACAGCGCCCCCUGCUGGACCCCAGCUGCAGCCGCAGGCCAUGGCUGAGCCCACUUACUCGGACCUGAUCGCCAAACACUACAACUACACGGGCAAGUUCCGCAAGUCGACCCUGCAGGAGUCGAGUCUGAAGGCGGACUCCGUGAUCUUCAUCAUCGUGUGCUGCUUCAUCAUCCUGGAGAACAUCCUGGUCCUCACCACCAUCUGGAGGACCAAGAAGUUCCACAAGCCCAUGUACUACUUCAUCGGGAACCUGGCGCUGUCGGACCUGCUGGCCGGCGUCGUCUACACGGCCAACAUCCUGCUGUCCGGCGCCAACACCUACAAGCUGACGCCCACGCAGUGGUUCUGCAGGGAGGGCAGCAUGUUCGUGGCGCUGGCGGCGUCCGUCUUCAGCCUGCUGGCCAUCGCCAUCGAGCGCCACCUCACCAUGCUGAAGAUGAAGCUCCACAACAACGGGAACACCUUCCGGGUCUUCCUGCUGAUCAGCACCGUGUGGAUGAUCGCGGCGGUGCUGGGCGGGCUGCCGGUGAUGGGCUGGAACUGCAUCCGGAGCAUGGCGCAGUGCUCCACCGUGCUGCCGCUCUACCACAAGACCUACAUCCUGUUCUGCACCACCGUCUUCAGCGUCAUCCUGCUGGCCAUCGUGGUGCUCUACGCCCGGAUCUACGCCCUGGUGCGCACCCGCAGCCGCAAGCUGGUCUUCCGCAAGGUCACCAACGGCCGAGGCAGCGCCGGCGCCAACAACAAGAGCUCGGAGAAGUCCAUGGCGCUGCUGAAGACCGUCAUCAUCGUCCUGAGCUGCUUCAUCGCCUGCUGGGCGCCGCUCUUCAUCCUCCUGCUCCUGGACGCGGCCUGCGAGACCCUGGCCUGCCCCAUCCUCUACAAGGCCGAGUGGUUCUUGGCGCUCGCCGUCCUCAACUCCGCCAUGAACCCGCUCAUCUACACGCUGACCAGCAACGAGAUGCGCCGGGCCUUCCUCAAGACGCUGCUCUGCUGCACCGCCUGGAUCCGGCCCAGACCCAAGUGCGCGGGACCCAUCAUGGGGGCGGAGUUUAGCCGCAGCAAGUCGGAUAACUCCUCCCACCCCAACAAGGAGGAGGUGGAGUACUCGCCCAAGGAGACGACGGUGGUGUCCUCCGGGAACGUCACCUCGUCUUCAUAAACCAGGAGUCACGGUCGGGUCGGAUGGAGAGUUCUUUUUUUGGGGGGCUCGGUUUCAUCUCGGACCUUCAGGGAAUCCGGGCUGACUGGAUUCAUGGAGACUUGGCAAACUUGACCUGAGUCAGAGGAGGUCCACCCAACGUAGCUGGUGUAGCUGUGGUGUCUCCAGACGUUUCUGCUCCCCAGCUGUAGGCGUCCAGCCCACAGCGUCGCUCGUGGACUGGGUCAGAACAGAACUGGAUCCAGCAGGUUUCCCCUAUUGUCUUGUUGAUGAAACAGAACGUUCUCCUGGGAAUACAUAGCGCCGGGAUCCUGGGAGCGCCGGGACGCUUUAUAGCUGCUCUAGAGGUGAAUCCUGAAGAAAAAUGAGCUCCGCUUGGGUUUGAACCGGACUUUCUACUGACCCUUCAAGAACAACUAGAACUCGUAGCACUUAAACACACUACUGUCAAUUAUUUAAGAGAUUAGAUCCUAUAAAUCCGUCCCCUCCCAUCCGCUGUUCUUAAAGAAAACCCGACGUUUGGACACCUGGGUGUGAAAUCACAGCUCAGCUGCUUUUUCCUGUUUUUUCCCCACAUAAAUCAUGCGAUUCAACAAACAAAAUCUGGACUUUUUUUAAAACAAUUAUUACAUUUUUCAAAAACUAACAAAAGAGGGUAUAACUAUUGUUUUAUUGCUCUUAUAUUUAAAAACACAAGACAAAAAUAAAUGUGUUGAAAAUAUUAAAAUGCAAAUUAAGUCACUAGAAGGAAAAAGCUUAUUUAAGAUGUAAGAUAAUACUUUUUACUUACAGUAAGUUACAAUUUUCCACAUUCUGAAGUAAGGAUGCAAAUAUUACAACAACAAAAAAA
Fundulus heteroclitus (mummichog) is the source of this 2454-nucleotide messenger RNA. RefSeq names its product sphingosine-1-phosphate receptor 1 (gene s1pr1). NCBI's taxonomy places the organism in Eukaryota, Metazoa, Chordata, Actinopteri, Cyprinodontiformes, Fundulidae. Gene Ontology annotation, biological process: angiogenesis; sphingosine-1-phosphate receptor signaling pathway. Gene Ontology annotation, cellular component: membrane. The record is from RefSeq and is a predicted model, not a curated record. The coding region runs from base 480 to 1604 and encodes 374 amino acids. Gene Ontology annotation, molecular function: sphingosine-1-phosphate receptor activity. The transcript is spliced from 2 exons.